This is a messenger RNA of Ilyonectria robusta, 1755 nucleotides long. RefSeq lists its product as uncharacterized. The record is from RefSeq and is a predicted model, not a curated record. Lineage: Eukaryota; Fungi; Ascomycota; Sordariomycetes; Hypocreales; Nectriaceae. The transcript has a single exon. Bases 1 to 1632 code for a protein of 543 amino acids.
AUGCUCUGGAUCCCCCACGGCCACAUCGACUGGCAGCGGGGUCAUAUCUCACUCGAGGUACUGAUUAAUCUAUAUAUGUCUCGGAGCCCGCUCCAGGCGAGGCUGGCUCAUCAGCCUAACGUCCAGGCUCUUACUACCACUCAGGUUACCGUCGAGCUUCUGUUCCAACAGUUGGUCCGUGACGCCCGGGAAGCGUACGAUCAAGGGCGCAAUGAGGAUGCGGAGAAGCUAGCUGACUGGGCUAUCGUCCUUGCCGUCGAGGAGACCGCCCGAGCUUACCAUCAGCACUUCCUUGCCAAGAUCGAGUCAUACUGGGACCGAGUGCGAGGUAAGUUAGGGCGCCAAAACUUACCUCUCCUUGCUCGGCUGCAGCACGCCCAAGUGGAAUCUGCAGCUGAGGUUGGCCGUAUCCCCACAGCCCAGACGAUUCAUGGCAUUUACACGGAGGCAUGGGCAAAGUACAGUGAAGCUGUGCUAGCUGAUACCAACUCCUCAACAGGAGGUAGUAUGCCCGACGAGCUACCUUGUUGGAUGUCCACGCGUCAGCAUCUGCCGCCUAAAAACAGCUGGUCUAACUUUUUGUUCAAACAACUGUUCUGCCGCUCUAAGCCGCCGGCAUGGGAUGGACUUUACUUCCUCCAAGUCUACCGAGUAUUCAAGGAGAUUUGGCAAACUAUCUUUGUGUCGGCGGGCCCAUUUGAUAAUUGCUUCGGCGUGCAAAUCGGCCGUUACAUCCUGAUUGCCUUCAAUGGUGACCACAGCAAGGAGGUAAACACAAGCCAUGGCCGGGGCACCUGGCAUCACAGCAAGCCACCCUUCUUCCAGAUGCAAUACUGGGCUCCCUAUUUCUCGCCUCCUCGCGGAGAGGAAGACACAUUCUUGUCAUCUGUAUAUCGCCGCGGCGAUUACCCCGAGGGUCUGUCCCCUUACAUGACUCCGGUGAUUCCAUCACCUCGCCAUUUUUGGGGCCUUGAAAGGGCAGCCUGGCCACACUGGAUGGAGAUUAUGGGCAAUAUCGACCGUCUGCACUCCGCCAGCCAUAACACCAUUCAACGCCAUUGCCGGCGGGCGUUGUUGUAUGUGACCUAUCUAGCGGGCCCGACAUGGGGUCGAGACGGGGAUGUGAACUUUGUACAGCCGUGGUCUGUUGAGAAAUCGGACGGUUGUGAGUACGAAGAGGAGGACGUUUUCCGGAUUCCUGUGAUGGAAACACACAUCUCGAGGCAGAUAUUCGAAUCUGCAGUGAGCCAACCGACCAUCCUUCUACCAACCCGGGACAACCUUAUUGGUUUGCUCGAUGCUAUAGCGUCCCUACCCGGUCAUUCGCUUGGGUUCGCAGCACGCCUGCUGUGGACGAGGCGUCUGCUCAACAAUCACAACAGUCAGUAUGAUCUCCGCAGCCAUCUAGAGGCCAAGAAACAGGAAGUAGAGCCCUCCACUCAAAGUCAAACUCUCCUGGAACAGUUCUUGAAUCAAGCCGAGCCUCCGCAGUGGGAUGUUGAACCUGCAGAUGUCUCUGGCGUCGCCAUCGAAGAAGAGGGGACGGACGAUACGAUAGAAGGUGGAUCUCAAUCAGAAGAGGAUGACGACAGCGAUUGGGAGAAUAGCGAUACCGAAGAAUCAUCAUGGUAAGCCACAGUGGCGAGUUGCCCGGAAAGUGGGGAUAGUUUAUUCGUUCAAUUUUACAGGUUGUAAAGUUGAUAAUUAUCCAAUUUUACAAGUUUGCACCAAGUCAAUUUACAGCUUAUAUUUCGC